UUGGAAUCUUUUUGUAUUUUAUAAAAGAUUAAGAAAUUUGAAAAAAAUACAUUUUGGACCCAAUCUUUUUAAUCUCAAAUUUAAUUGGAUUUUGAUUUGAUGUGAUCCGCAGAUGUCACCUAUACUAAUUUCAUAACUAAAAGGUCACCUUUAGUUAAAUCUAAAUCUUCCGCUCUCUCGGAUGACCAGUUUUACCAGCUUUAAGUGUCCUUUUGUUUAAUCAUUCGAUCGGUAUUCGAAGCUUACUGAUUUUGACUAAUUAGAACUCGUGUCGUACAGGGAAUAUCUCUCUAUUAGAACUUAGAAGUCUGUCCAUUUCUACAACUCGAAUACAAGACUCUAAUAGGUGGAAAAACCUUAUCCAGUCUACCACAUUUGUUGAUGACUCUGCCGGCAUUAAGACUCUUUUGGCGUGAAGUUGAAGGUCACUUUCAUUACAGUUUUGUAUUCCUUGGAAUCUCUUAUCCUCACUUUGCUCUGCUUAUAUGCAGACAAAGGUCACUUUCAAGAAACAUAAUAUGCGCAUAAUACUCUGCUUAUAAACAAUUCUUUGAGAGGGUCUAAAGUUGUACAAGAAAACUAAAUCAACAUAUUCUCAGUGACGGAAAAUGGAUAUCAAAGUUGAGAUCAUCUCUAAAGAAAUAAUCAAACCGUCUUCUCCAAGUCCUAAGAGCCCUAUCAGCCACAAGCUCUCUCUUUUAGAUCAAAAGGCUCCAAAUUGUUACACUACUUUCGUUCUCUUCUACCACAAGAACUCAAGCAGUAAUUUGGAAAAUAUUUUUGAUUCUCUUAAAGUAUCCCUCUCAAAAACCUUAAAUCACAUGAACCCACUUGCAGGAAGAGUAAAGGAUGGAUUUACAGUAGACUGCAACGGCCAAGGUAUUGAUUUUUUACGUGCCAAAGUUCAUGAAGACAUGUCAAAUGUGCUUAAGAACGUGAAAAUUCAAGUCCUGAGAAAAUUACUACCAAUGAAUCCAUUGACAAGAUCAGAUGACAAUGUCUUGUUGGCACUACAAAUAAACUGUUUUGAUUGUGGUGGAAUUGCAAUAGGUGUCUGUAUUAGUCACCUUAUAGCUGAUGGUUCUUCCAUUGCCACCUUCCUCAACACUUGGGCAAGCGUUUGUCUUGAGAAAAAUGACAGCAUUAAUAUUUCAGACAAUUUGUUCAUGGAUUGUACUUCCGUUUUUCCACCAAAAGAGGUCCACAAUUUUUCGGUGUUUAAAUUUGGGAAAAAAGAUCAAAUUCCACCAAAAAUGGCAGCAAGAAGAUUCGUGUUCGAUGAGUCCAAUAUUUUGGCUCUGAAAACAAAUGCAGAUUGUUCAACUUCUCGAGUAGAGGCUGUGUUAGCAUUUGUAUGGGAAGCAGUUAUUGCCGCUAUGCAGAAAAGGAACAAUAAUAAUGCUAUCAAAAAUGGCAGAAGGGUCUAGGACCCUGAACUUGUCAAUUUUUACUCAGUGUACACUUAAACUUUACGUUGGCCUAAUUACCCCCUUAAACUUGAAAAUAUGAUAGGCACGACCCCCUGGACGCUGACAACUCAUGGAGGUGGUCUACACGCGCUGCCACAUGGAUUUUUUUGUCCAUAUGACAUUUUUUAAAGGAUAAAAUAUAUAUUUUUUACUUUUUAAGUUCAACAAUUAUUUGAAUCAUCUUUUUCGGGCCAAAUCUGUAAAAAAAGAACUUGAAAAUAUUUUGACUAUAAUUUUUUUGUUUGCCUAAAGAUAAUGAUAUUC
Lycium barbarum (goji berry) is the source of this 1733-nucleotide messenger RNA. Its product is annotated as stemmadenine O-acetyltransferase-like. Lineage: Eukaryota; Viridiplantae; Streptophyta; Magnoliopsida; Solanales; Solanaceae. The transcript has a single exon. The coding region runs from base 609 to 1427 and encodes 272 amino acids. The record is from RefSeq and is a predicted model, not a curated record.